AUGACGGGUUUGCAAUUACGUGAUUGCAAACAAGAAGCUCUGUUGGCUACAUUUAGAAUGUCCUUGGGGUGCAGAGCUCUGUGCCCCGAACACUCCAAUUGUAGCAUUGUUUUCUGCUGUGAUGUACCUGUUGCUCCAGUUCUGACCCUGGUGCCAAACUACCAGUUGUAUGUAACAGGAGAGACUCUUGAAAUGUUAUGCGUGGCUAGUGCUGAUUACAAUUUUAAUAUACGUAAGAAUGAUCAACUCCUUAUGAAGUCUACUGUCCCCGGGAUUGUAUAUCGUUAUCCAAUACAAAGUCUAAACCAUGGUGACAGUGGGAACUACACUUGUACGUACAAUAGAAACAUACAGGGUCGAAUAUUAGAGUCAUUCACAAGCCAGCCUCUUAAUGUGCAUGUGAUUGACUCACUGCCAGCUCCAAACCUCACUUUGGGGUACUCGGUAGAAAAGGUCAAUGAUGGUUUCCAGGUGACACUCAACUGUUCUGCACCAGACUCUGACCUAAUGAGGACCUUCUACUUUAUUGAGACAUCUGAUAAACACUCUGAGAAAAAUGUGACAGAUUAUUCAGCCUCUCUAAAGUGGGAACUAGGGCGCAUCAGCCAUGUUACCUUCUACUGUGAAUAUGAGGAGGAGAUCCAAGAGAGAAAAAUUAGGUCUAGAAGAAGCCAGAGGCUUACUAUACCCCUUGCAGGGCCCUCUUUGUUGUCACCUCCAGCGGUAGCGGGGAUUAUUGGAGUUGUAUCACUUCUUCUCUGCUUAGCUUUGGUACUCAUAUUCUAUAUGAAGUAUAAGAGAAAAUACAAGGAAAAAAGACUUCACUUCAGUUUGUACUGGAAGACACCAAAGAAGGCUUCCAAACAACACAUUCUAAAUCAUGCAAAAAGCAAGGAAGAGGUCAACCAAGAUCAGGAAAAUUUAAGAAAAGUGUCAAGAAAAUCAAAGCGUCUGUCAAUUGCCACAGCAAAGGAGGACAAGUCAGAAGACAUUGCUAUGAACUUCUUUACAUUUCAGACUGGACAGAGUAAAAAUGUGCCUGAUGAUGACCUCUCAACAUUUCAGAGUCAGCCAGAACAGAGUGAAGAUCUACCUACUUCUGCCCUUGCUACAUUUCACUGUGAGCCUAGACCUAGACCUAGUGAAGAUCUACCAACCGCCAACUGUGUCUGGAAUUACUCUCACCUGUAGGAAAGGCUCAUUGAACAAGGCUGAUGUGUUUACAGUACAGAAAAAAAGGUUUCUCACUUCCAGAAGCGCACACAGGGCUGAGCACAAUUUUAUUAUACUGGGCUGGUGAGCUGUGUUCUUUGUACAGCCCGGGAAGGGGACCAAUAUUCACACACCACAUUCACGUUUCUUUCUGUUACGAUUACAUUAAUAUCUCUUUAAACACACUUUUGCUAUUGUAACACAAAAGAAAGUAUAGUUUUAUCCUAUUAUGUAUUAAUGACUAUAGGAAAUGAGACCACAAGAUGCACUGUAUGGUCGAUACUGCACUAUUCUUUUAUUCAAGAGCACAUUAACUCCUAUAAUAGAGGAACUAAUUAAAUAUACAUA
Rana temporaria (common frog) is the source of this 1560-nucleotide messenger RNA. RefSeq lists its product as uncharacterized. Bases 1 to 1191 code for a protein of 396 amino acids. The transcript has 9 exons. NCBI's taxonomy places the organism in Eukaryota, Metazoa, Chordata, Amphibia, Anura, Ranidae. The record is from RefSeq and is a predicted model, not a curated record.